AUGAACGCCCGCGGCUACGCAUCAUGCAAUUGCUACCUGCUGGUGGAGGACGACGAGGCGCUGCUGCUCGAUACGGGGUUUGGCAUCCACAAGGACCAGAUGCUGAGCCAGAUUGGUUCGCUGAUCGGCCCGGACACUUCGCUUUCCAUAAUGGUGCUUCGUCUCAAUGACUUCCUCUCGGUCGGCAAUGCGCUGCCGAUUGCCCGGCGCUUUCCCGUCAAGAGACUGUUCGCCACCAUCAAGAACGCCGCCGCCGCCCUCGAUUUUGAAUCGACGAGCCAAGAGGAAGCCGAGGCGAAUGCCGAGCGGUUUCCCAUUGAGCUGAUCACCGGCAACGAAUGGGUCGAGAUCGGCAGAAGCAAGCGGCCGGUCAAGUUCAACCAGUCUCCGUUGCGCCUCAUCAAUACCCGCUGGGUUUACGACCCGGCGAGCAAGACCCUGUUCACAUCGGACAUGUUCGCCCACUCCUGGAGCGAGAGCAUCGAGCCGCAAUGGAGCAUCGAUCCCAGUGCCGACGAAACGACCGAGGACGACGUCCGUCGGUUCCUGCUGAGUACCCGCUACUGGUGGCUGGAGGGGGCGCGGACGGACGAACUCCGCCGCGGCAUCGACGCGAUAUUUGAAGCCCAUGAUAUCGAGAACAUCGCUCCGGGUUAUGGAAAGCUGUUGCGCGGCAGGCAAACCGUCGAACGACACUAUCGGAUGCUCGAUACGGUGCUGCGCCAGCUCGACAGAUCGCAAACGCCGCCCGUCUAUAUUCCGCACGACAAGCAAUACUACCCUUCAAAGGAGGUCCAGCGGGUGCGCGGCAAGGUUUAUCACGGGUACAAUUCUGCGUUUGUGGUUUGCGGCAACGAUGCUUCGUGUCUCAUCGAAACCGGCGCGCCCAAGGAUUUCGCCGUCGUCCACGCCCAUCUGCGCAGCCUGCUUGACGGUGGCCAGCGGCCCCCGCUCAAGCAUCUUUUCCUCACUCAUCAGGAAACACCCCAUGCCGGGAGCCUGGGCCGCCUUCUCCAGCUCUAUCCCGACAUGAACCUGCAUGGCGACGUCAGCGACUAUCACCUUGCCUUUCCCCAAUUUGCCGAUCGCCUGCGCCCCAUGGUGGCCGGCGACAGCCUCGACCUCGGCAAUCGCCGGCUCACCACGCUGGACUCUGUCAUCCGCGACCUGCGGACGACGCUGUGGUUGUUCGACGAGCGUGAGCGGGUGCUGUUUCCCGGCGACGGACUGGCCUACAGCCAUUUCCAUGAACAGGGCCAUUGCGGCCUGUUGGCCGAAGAAGCCCAGGAUCUCGACCUCAAGGACGUGUCGGCGGUCUAUGCCGAGCGGGCGCUGUUCUGGACCAAGUUCACCGACAUGAAUGUCUAUAUCGAGGAGUUCGAGCGCGUGGUCGAUGCACUCGACGUCCGCCUGCUUGCGCCUACGCACGGCCUGCCGGUCGGCGAUAUCGAACGCACCAUGCCCAAGGUCAUGGAAGGGCUGCUGUUCGGCGCCGAAGCGGAAAUGACCGCCCAGGGCGAUCUGGCCCAGGGGGCGAGCCGAUGCGAGGCUUUCGCCAGGUUUGCCUUCGGGGAUAUCGAGGUCUUCCAGAUAUUUGAGGGCUCGGUGUCACGCGAGCUCGACGCCGCGUUCUUUGCCAAUGUACCGGCGGAAACGGUCGAGGCGGUCCUUCAGGCGAACGGAUUUCCGCCGGGCCGGAUCCCCAAUUCCUACACCGUUACCAUUGCCCGCAUCGGCGGAUCGCUCAUCAUGUUCGAUGCGGGGCUGGGCGAGCAUGGGCGGCCCAACAGCGGACAGCUGCUCGCCAACAUGAAGGCGGCCGGCCUGGACCCGAGUGGUUUGUCGGCAAUCGUAGUGACCCAUUUUCACCCCGACCACAUCUUCGGGUUGAUGACCGCGAAUGACGGGCAGGUCUAUCCCGAUCUGCCGAUUUACGUUCCGGCUGCCGAGUACGAUUUCUGGACGCGCUCGGACGCCAUUCCCCGCCAGCGCCAGGCGUUGGCCGACCGGAUCCGGCGAACGCUGCCCCAAUGGUCCAAUAUCGUUCGCUAUGAGAGCGAUGCCGAGAUUCUGUCCGGGCUGACGGCGAUCGCCAGCCAUGGGCAUUCGGCCGGUCACACCAGCGUGCUGCUGAGUUCGGGCACGGCCCAGAUAUGCGUGACGGGCGAUGUCACCAAUAUCCCGCCCUUCAACAUGCACAACCCGCAAUGGCAUCUCGCCGCCGAUGACGACCCCCAAAAGGCCGCCGCCACCCGGCAGCAGAUGUUGGACUGGGCCGCAUCGGACGGCGUCAUAUGCACCGGAUAUCACUGGGGGAUGCCCGGGAUCGGACGCGUUGUCCGGAGAGCUGCAGGCUACGACCUCGAGGCGCUGGAUUUUAGCGUGAUCGACGCAGCAGGGAGUGCCCUGAUGCUCGUCUUCCAACCAGAGCGCAUGAUCUUCAUGGUCUUCGGCGUCGCCGUGGGGCUCGUCAUCGGGCUCAUUCCCGGAAUUGGCGGGCUCACCGGCUUCGCCCUGCUGAUCCCGUUUACCUAUACAAUGGACCCCAUUGCGGCGCUUGGCAUGCUGUUGGGCAUGCAGGCAGUGACCACCACCUCCGACACCUUGCCAGCGGUAUUGAUCGGGGUGCCCGGAACAUCGAGUGCGCAAGCGCUUGUUCUCGACGGGCACGAACUGGCCAAGAAGGGGGAGGCGGCCCGUGCGCUGGCCGCCGGUUAUACGUCGUCCCUCAUGGGCGGCGUGUUCGGCGCGUUUCUGCUCGCGUUCACCAUUCCCUUCAUCCGGCCAUUCGUACUGGCAAUCGGGACGCCGGAACUUUUCGCCAUUACCACGCUGGCCCUGGCCAUGGUUGCCGCCCUUUCGGGGAACGCGCCCCUGCGUGGCGUCGCCAUCGCCUGUUUCGGCAUCCUGAUCUCAAUGAUCGGCAUCGACGCCCAGACCGCCCAACGCAGGUGGACGGGCAGCUUUGUUUAUCUCUGGGACGGCGUGCCGAUCAUGCCGCUCAUGCUUGGGCUGUUCGCGCUGCCCGAACUUUGCGAAUUGGCGAUCGCGCGCAAACCACUGGCCGAUAACGUCAAGUUCGACCCCAAGAAGGGACGGUCGCAGGGCAUACGCGAUGCGCUGACCCACUGGUUCCUUGUGGUCCGCUCGAGCAUUCUGGGCGUUGUCUGCGGCGCCAUUCCCGGCUUUUCCGGGGCGGUGGUCGACUGGAUGGCGUACGGCCAUGCAGCGCGCACCGAGAAGGGCGCAUCCGAGACCUUCACCAAGGGCGAUAUCAGGGGCGUGAUCGCACCCGAAGCCGCCGCCAACGCCAUCAAUUCGGGGAGCCUUGGCACCACGCUUGUGUUCGGCGUUCCGGGCAGCGCCGCCAUGGCCAUCCUCAUCGGAGCCAUGCUGGUCCACGGCAUCGUGCCGGGCCCCGACAUGAUGACCACCAAUCUCGAUAUCACCUAUUCGAUGGUGUGGAGCAUGAUGGUCGCCAACAUCUUCGGAACUUUGGCCUGCAUAACGCUCAGCGUCUAUUUCGCCCGCAUCGCAACGCUCCGCUACACGCUCCUGCUGCCGGCGAUCCUGGUCGUUGUCUAUAUCG
This is a messenger RNA of Symbiodinium necroappetens, 3589 nucleotides long. Lineage: Eukaryota; Dinophyceae; Suessiales; Symbiodiniaceae. The record is from the annotation of a GenBank genome assembly.